Ruditapes philippinarum (Manila clam) is the source of this 1480-nucleotide messenger RNA. RefSeq lists its product as uncharacterized. NCBI's taxonomy places the organism in Eukaryota, Metazoa, Mollusca, Bivalvia, Venerida, Veneridae. The coding region runs from base 12 to 1439 and encodes 475 amino acids. The record is from RefSeq and is a predicted model, not a curated record. Gene Ontology annotation, biological process: negative regulation of DNA-templated transcription; negative regulation of circadian rhythm. The transcript has 5 exons.
CAAAUGACAGGAUGUCGUUUCAUAGUCUCGACUCGGAUGAGUUCGGUUUAUUGUCAAGCAGGUCGUGUUCUCCCAGCGGCGUAGACACCAUUUCGCAGCAGUAUAACAGUCUGGAGUAUGCUGGAAAAGAUGAAACGCAAAGUCCAAGGAAUACAACACCACUGGUGGUGAAUGAUCGGUCCUUAUAUCAGACCAUGUUCAUGUCUGAUCUUACCUCUAAAGAAGAAACAACUAGAAAUGAGAGUUCAGGAGAUGUUAAUUCUAUAGACAGACAAGAUUGGGGAUUUACUGAUUUUAUAAAGCAACCCAACUCAAGUUGUCAGUCUGAUCUUUUAUCAUACGAUGCAGUGUCUCCGCCUGGCUCCACCCAUUCUGUAACAGUAAGUUGGGACACAUCAGAAACAAAAUCUGUUCCGGUAACUGUAUGUUUGAACACCUCGGAAACGAGCACAGUGCCAGUAACGGUUAGCUGGAACACGUUGAGGACGAGCACUGUACCGGUGACAGUGACAUACAGUACAUUAGGUACUAUAUCAGCGGAAGAUCUAAGGGACGAAAAUAGUAUACUGCCACAUCCAGAUGAAGAACAGUUUACAGAUGCCUAUGACAGGGUACCAUUUGAUGGACCAACACAACAGCCCGAGAUCUCAUUUUCACAGUCUGCUUCUAGAUUUAACAAAAAGUCUUUUGAUUUCCCAUCACUUUUAUCAACAGCAAAGAUGAAAGAACCGAAAAUGGGUCUGCAGAACAUCAAUAACCAGUGUUACGAGGCAGCUAUAAGUGAAUAUUUUGGACGCAAGAAACAUUCCAAACAUGGCCAGUAUAUAUCGAAACUGAAAAAUUCAAAACCUCACUCUAUAGCUGCACAAGUUUAUGAUAAAUUACAAAGAGGAUCUCCAGGAUUAAGUCUGGGUCAUAAACAAAGUCCGGUUCAGAGUCAAAGUCCGGUUCAUAGUCAAAGUCCGGUUCAUAGUCAAAGUGUGGUUCAGAAAACUGAUUCCAUUGAAACCUCUGUAAUAAGCUCAGCAUUAAGUAAUGAAAACACAACAAAAGAUAUUUGUUCAACAAAAACAACUUUUUCAACAUUUACGACACCCAGCAUUCCUUCACCAGCGUCUCCGUAUUCCGCAAAUGCACAUUCGCCAGGUCAAGCGGACAGUCAAAAAUCACCGAAAUCUCCAAAAGGUGAAACGGACGUGAAAAAGUAUCGUUAUAAUCAGACAGCAUUAGCAUUACAACAAUCUGGGUUAAUGAAAACUACGAUAAAAACUGCCGAGCUGCUACGUAAAAGCCGACUUUUACAACAAGAACUUUCCAAGUUACGCAAAGAGACAUCGAAUUUUGUUCUAAUGGUGCUGAACAACCCAGAGAAUAAACAUUUGAAAGAUAUGUACUUGUCACAAAUCAACCAUCAAGAUAACAAUUCAAAUUCACAGUGAAAUCUCCAAGUGUUGUGAAGCAAUAUAAAUUUGUUGAAUCA